Molecule: messenger RNA, 1478 nt
Organism: Mesitornis unicolor (brown roatelo)
Lineage: Eukaryota; Metazoa; Chordata; Aves; Mesitornithiformes; Mesitornithidae
Gene: STT3A
Product: STT3A, subunit of the oligosaccharyltransferase complex (catalytic)
Exons: 11
Biological process (GO): post-translational protein modification
Cellular component (GO): membrane
Molecular function (GO): dolichyl-diphosphooligosaccharide-protein glycotransferase activity
Source: RefSeq, a predicted model, not a curated record
GUAUCGCCAUAUUCUGCAUGCUCUUGACCUACUACAUGUGGAUCAAAGCCGUCAAAACCGGCUCCAUUUACUGGGCGGCCAUGUGCGCCCUCGCCUAUUUCUACAUGGUCUCCUCGUGGGGCGGCUACGUCUUCCUGAUCAACCUCAUCCCCUUGCACGUCCUGGUGCUGAUGCUGACCGGCCGCUUCUCCCACAGGAUCUACGUGGCCUAUUGCACCGUCUACUGCUUGGGCACCAUCCUCUCCAUGCAGAUCUCCUUUGUCGGCUUCCAGCCCGUCCUCUCCUCGGAGCACAUGGCCGCCCUGGGAGUGUUUGGCUUGUGCCAGAUCCACGCCUUCGUCGACUACCUGCGGAGCAAGCUGAACCCGCAGCAGUUCGAGGUCCUUUUCCGGAGCGUCAUCUCCCUGGUGGGCUUCGUCCUGCUCACCAUCGGCGCCACGCUGAUGCUCACGGGGAAAAUCUCCCCGUGGACGGGACGUUUCUACUCCUUGCUGGACCCUUCCUACGCCAAGAACAACAUCCCCAUCAUCGCCUCCGUCUCCGAGCACCAGCCCACCACCUGGUCCUCCUAUUACUUCGACCUCCAGCUGCUGGUUUUCAUGUUCCCCGUGGGUCUGUAUUACUGCUUCAGCAACCUCUCGGACGCCCGCAUCUUCAUCAUCAUGUACGGCGUGACCAGCAUGUACUUCUCGGCCGUGAUGGUGCGCCUCAUGCUCGUGCUGGCCCCGGUGAUGUGCAUCCUGUCCGGCAUCGGCGUUUCGCAGGUGCUGUCCACCUACAUGAAGAACCUGGACAUCAGCCGGCCAGACAAGAAGAGCAAAAAGCAGCAGGACUCCACCUACCCCAUCAAGAACGAGGUGGCCAGUGGCAUGAUCCUGGUGAUGGCUUUCUUCCUCAUCACCUACACCUUCCACUCCACCUGGGUGACCAGCGAGGCCUACUCCUCCCCGUCCAUCGUCCUGUCGGCCCGCGGCGGGGACGGCAGCAGGAUCAUCUUCGACGACUUCAGAGAAGCCUAUUACUGGCUGCGGCACAACACGCCGGAGGACGCGAAGGUGAUGUCCUGGUGGGACUACGGGUACCAGAUCACCGCCAUGGCCAACCGCACCAUCCUGGUGGACAACAACACCUGGAACAACACCCACAUCUCCCGUGUCGGGCAGGCGAUGGCAUCGACGGAGGAGAAAGCCUACGAGAUCAUGAGGGAGCUGGACGUCAGCUACGUGCUGGUGAUCUUUGGAGGCCUCACCGGGUACUCUUCUGAUGACAUCAACAAGUUCCUGUGGAUGGUGCGGAUCGGCGGCAGCACGGACACCGGGCGCCACAUCAAGGAGCACGACUACUACACCCCCACGGGGGAGUUUCGGGUGGACCGCGAGGGCUCCCCCGUGCUCCUCAACUGCCUCAUGUACAAGAUGUGCUACUACCGCUUCGGCCAGGUCUACACCGAGGCCAAGCGACCGCCGGGGGACGACCGG